CUUGGUCGCAGUUUGGUGUUGUGUCGUAGCGAGUCAAUUCUAAAGAUGAUUUUGUGUUUCAAAAUCUGGCGGGGAAGAAAAAGAACGCAGCAGUGGUGGAGGAUAAUAUGCAUGCGAACCCUCCCAUUCAAUCAAGACCGCCUCUAAAUCUGGCAAAAGAUGGUGGUGCGGUUGCGUCGGCUGAUAUGCAGGCUGGGAAGGUGGAGGCUGGGGCUCGACCGACCAAGGAGAUGGCGGCGAAGCCUCGGAAGCGCUUGUCCAAAAGUAAAGGUGUGGAGGCGGGGGUGGCUAUCACGCGGGCGGCCAAACUAAAGGGACAAUGCUUGGCUCCCUUACCCCGUGACACCAACCCGAUAUUUGCUGCUGAUUUUAUUGAUGAAGGAGCCCCAGAUGAGACGGCGUCGUUGAAUUCUCUUUCGGAGGAUGAUGCUGGUGUUUUUGAGAUAAAGUGACGCGGUCCAGGGGUUGGAGGGUCUCGAUGUGAUGGGGUUAUGAAGGGCUGGGUCCGGCAAGUGGUUGAUGCUUUUGAAUCAGGCCUUAAUAUUACUACGGAGGGUAUAUCCCCAGCUGGUGUGAAGAUGGAGGGUCACUCUUUGGGAGAAGGGGGCACUUCGAGUUCUACCUUGGAUGAGUAUGGCUCGAACCUCUUAAACCCGGUGAUUGGGAAUCGGAAGACACCCUUUGUCGAGGUUGAAGGGGGCCUAGAGGAGUCACCCACACCCAAAAAACAGUUUGUGGAAGAGAAUGAGAUGAAUGAUUCGGUGGAGGAAGCCAGCCGUGAAUGGCCCCACCCAGAUAAAUGAGGCUUUUGGCCUGGAAUGUGAGGGGAAUUGGACCAUCACUCACAUUCCAAACUGCUGUAGGUUUAGUUCGUUCGAAUAAACCGGAUCUUGUGUUCUUCUCGGAGACUCGAUCGGGCCGGCGUGUUGUCUCUCGCCGUAUUAGGGGGUUGGGGUUUCCUGUUGAUCAUUGUUACUUUGUUGAUGUUGUUAAUGCAUCGGGUGGGUUAGUAAUAGCUUGGUUCCCCGAAGUUAAUGCUUCGGUGUUUUAUCAUUCAAAUUUUUGUAUUGGCGUUCAAAUUAAUGAAGUCGAUUCUCGGUA
Linum trigynum is the source of this 1101-nucleotide messenger RNA. Lineage: Eukaryota; Viridiplantae; Streptophyta; Magnoliopsida; Malpighiales; Linaceae. The record is from the annotation of a GenBank genome assembly.